UACUACCAGGUUGGUUGGGCACAGCCACCCAACUAUCUGGCGUUCCAUCCAGUGGAUCCAAGCUGACCAUGCUGUUGUAUCAUCUGAAAUCAUCAAAGAAUCUCGUGGUGAGCCACUCGGGAUGCGCCAAAAACGAGUUUAAAAGAACCUCCAGACAAGGCUGAAGAUCCUCUGCCAGGACCGCCAAGCUGGUUGCAACUACAUCAAUGUUAUGCUCCUGAUCAUAACCUAACCGCACCCAUCCUGUGGUACACUAAUGAUGGGGAGGUUCAGCUUCUUCAGAUGGUCAUGGGAACUUAAGUUUUUUCAGCGUAGAGAAGUGAAGCCUGCAACACACUAAUCAUGGGCGUGCGAGGUUUGCAGUCGUUUUUGGAGGGCCACUGUGGGCAAGCAUGCUACUCUGUCAACAUAGGAAAGGUUGCGGACGAGUACCAUAAGCGUUCUGGAAAAGUUCCGCUGCUUGUGGUGGAUGGCAUGUCCUGCCUACGGAAGUUGUACGGCAAACUAAAUUGGAUUUGCGGAGGUCAGUGGAAGGGUUAUGUCGAACACAUUCAAGAUUUUUACAAGAGUCUGACGGCCCACGGCAUCAGCCUCGUGUUCUUCUUUGAUGGCAACACACCGGAGCGUAAGCGCGUGACCUGGACACACCGGCGACUGGAGAACCUGAAGGAUGUGAUGAAUUACUUCAGUAUGAUCAAAACAAACAAGGAGCUGGAGCACGGCAAGCAUUUCUUCCUACCCACAGGGCUGGCAGCUUUUACACCUCUCAUAUUUAAGGAUGUUCUGGGCUGCCCGGUGUUUACUUGCCUGGAUGAGUGCGACAAGGCUGUAGCAGAGUAUGCCAAGAAGUUUGGUGCCAUGGGGAUCUUAGGCCAGGACUCAGACUAUAUAAUCUACAACACGUCUCAUUACUACUUUUCUAUUAAUCACCUAAACCUAGAAACUCUGGACACUAUUAUGUACGACCGUAACGCUCUGUCUCGUGUUCUUCACAUCACCAUCGAUCAGCUGCCCGUCCUCUCCUGCCUUAUAGGAAAUGAUGUAAUCCGUCAAGAGGAUCUGCUGUUAUUCCACCAGCAGUCACUUAAGAUGUCAAGCCAUCAUCACCACCGUCACCACAACCGCCCCCCACCAGAGAUCCUCAUCCCCAAAGUGGCCACCUUCAUCAACACGCAGCCCUCCAUGGACCACCUGCUUCAGCAACUACCCCUCCUGGCCAGGGCAGUAUUCCGAGAUGAGAAUCGCGCCCACCUGCUAGUGGAAGGCAUCAAGAUGUACCAACUGGAUCUUGAGACCGGCCCAGAUGAGUUCACCCAGAAGAUUGAAGAUACAUCGGGUUUGGACAUCAUGGAGAGAGUGCGAUUACGUCACAUAAAUUCCGAACUGGGCCGUCACCUGUACACAAUACUGAGGGGGGAGCCAUACGAGUCCUCGACCACCCUUGAAGAUUACUCUUCUAAUCUCCCAUCUGGUGCCAUAGUGUUCCAGUCUCUGCGGGCCAAACUGUACAGAAUAUUGCAAAAGUCUGCCAAAGACGGGUUGAAUCAGGUUCCAGAGUGGUGCAUGUACUCAGGCAGCACCCUCAAGGAGCCAGACAUGGUGGAUCCUGUUGAGCUAGAAGGAGGAAGUCCAUCACUAGAAGAACUGUGGGACGGUGAUCAGGACCUCAAGUGGAGAACUUUCCUUGAUGCCAUUAAUCCAGUUUUCAGUGAAACCAAGAUCCGCUCCCUUCCUCCCAACCAUAUUGUACCUGUUGCCAUUCUCUUUUAUUUACAGUGCAGUCAACCAAAACCAAUUUUGAAGGACUGGGAGAUGAACGCUAUGAUUGCUGCAUUCUUGUCACCAACACGUGAUGACCUUAACCAGAUCCGGGCACUGGCACUGCCAAGAAUUGAUGCACGAGCUGUGCAUGUAGCUGCUAUAUUCAUGAAGGGACUUGUCAAUUUAUAUUUCCUCCUGGCAGUGUGUGACUUCCCAGUUGAACGUAAAAAUGCAGUGCCUUGGGCCUUCUGGGAUGGCAGAGUGUUCCACCACUACUACCUGCGGGCAAAGUCGGGAGCAAAAAUAGAUGACCUCUGUGAACAUAAGGAUCAAAUUUUGAAAAAAUUUGUGGAGAUGAAGACUUUGAUAAUCCCCCACAUGCCUCCUCCAGUUCCUCUUUCCAAGCCUGGAAAUUCUCCAGAACCGUCAGUUCGUAGUCCACAGGGGAGUCCCAAGAAGAAAUCUCAUCAGCGGACAAACAGCACACCCUCCACGUCUCCUCCAGCCACUCCCAGCUUAGAACAUCCUACUACACUUGCCAUCACAAAGAAUACCCAAGGAAAAAUUACUUCGCGUGGAUCGUCUCCCCUUGUUUCUCCAAGUUCCCCUCGUGUUGGUGGCAAACCCUAUGGGAAAGCUCCCCACAAGUCUCCACAGCCUAAGUCCCCAGUGGCUAAGUCUUCUGCUGCCAAGUCACCAAUUGCAAAAUCCCCAGCAAAGUCUCCUAAAAAGUCAGCAUCAUGAUCACACAGUAAGGUUACCACACCUGACCAGGUGAUGACAGAGGAGGGUUGUCAUGCCUGAGUAAGUGAUCACAGAUCAGGGUUGGCACACCUGACCAAGUGAUGACAGUGGAGAGUUACUGUACUCCACUUGACCAGGUGAUGACAGAUCAGGAUUGGCACACCUGACCAGGUGAUGACAGAGGAGGGUUGCCAUGCCUGAGUAAGUGAUCACAGAUCAGGGUUGACACACCUGAUCAGGUGAUGACAGAGGAGGGUUGCCAUGCCUGAGUAAGUGAUCACUGAUCAGGUGUUGACAGUGGAGAGUUGCUGUACUCCACUUGACCAGGUGAUCAUUGAACAUGAUUGUCAUACCUGACCAGGUGAUCAGAAGGUUGAGUUGCUAGAUGAAAUAGCAGGGUUGCCAUACCUGACCAAGUGAUCACAGAAGAGGUUUUUGCACCUUAUCAGGAGGAUUACUACACCUGACCAGGGAUCAGAGACCUGAUUGCUAGAUUAUUACAGAGCAGGAUUGCUACAGCUGAGCAGAUGAUUAUGAGUAGGUUUGCCAUACCCAACUUCGGGUUAUACUUGACCAGGUAUCACAUCAGGGUUGCCAUAUCAAACUAGUUGAUCAUACUAGGGAUUCCUUAGGUGAUCAUAUAAUGGGAUUGCCACACUCAAGUGAUGAUGUAGUAGGAUUGUCAUACCCAACUAGAUAAGGACAAUAUUGUUGACAUAUCUGGCAUGAUGAUCAUAAAAGGGUUGCCAUACCUAACAAGGUGAUCCAAAGAAUAUUGCCAUAUUUGAUUGGAUGAUCAAAAAGCAGGGUUUUCUAUAAUUGACAACAGUACAGUAGUUGAUCACAUGAGGCUUACCAUAACUGACCAAGUCAUGAUGGUAAAGGUUACUGUAUCAUGCUGACCAAGUGAUCACAAAGAGUGCUGCUUGAUUUAUUUUCUCCCUAUAUGUUUGCAUUAAGAAUAAACAAAUUAAUGUGGCUUUAUCACUGUUCAUUAUGUGCUACACAGUUAGUGAUGUAAAGCUGAUACAGUACAAACUGUUCUUCAGUUGGAGGUGCUGUAGGAAGUGACAUUGUUCUUGGUGAUGAAGGUUGGUUUGGCAUGCUGAGAUUGUAGCAUAAUAAUAAUAAUAUUAGCUUAUCAUUAGUUUCUCCCUAGUCUCAUAAUUUUUAUUAUUAAAUUUUUAGUAUUUUGAUAAAUGGAAUAUGAAUUGUUUUCAAUGUUUUCUGUUUCAUCUCUCUCGAGUGUAACAGUGUGUGUGCAUGUGUGCGUGCGUUGAUAAUUGAUCGCCUGCUAUGAAAUGACUCAUCCAAGGUGUUGGAAGUUAUGAGUGGUCAUCUUAAGAUGUACUGCAUCAGUUUAACAAGUUUUUUCAGAUACACUACUAAUUAUUUUUUGGUUGAGGCAGAGUCUUGAGAGAAUUAUAGGAAUUGGUUUCAUAGUACAGGGUAGUAGUACAGUACAACCAGUGAUAAUUUUACACUGUACUGGCACUGUACGGUAGUACAAAUGAAGAGCCAUGCUUGAAAAAUUAAAUGAUGAGUUUUAGACUUUUUUGUGAUGAAGUCCAUUGGUAGGAAACGUUCUUGGAUAUUUUUUUUUUUUUUUUUAGAAUUUGCCAUGAUUUUGAAUUGUGUUCUCAGAUAAAUUUGGAGCCAAUGGUUCCUAUUUUUUUUAUUGCUAGUGGUGUGAAUAUUGGUAACCACUGUGUAAAACUGGCUGACCGAGUUUUAAGUAACUUGUAAAUCAUCGUAGAUAUGUAUUCAUAGCUAUAUGAGUAUUAUGCUUUGUAAUUUAUUGUACAAAAUUAUAAUUUUUCUAGUCUUUCAUAGGUAUUGUACAAAACUUGAAGUGAUUUCUCAUUUAUUUAUUUAUGUCCAUUCAUAUGGAGCUCCAUACUGUUAUCCAAUGUGAUAAAGCAAAAUUGAUUUAGGUCGAGGAAAAUUUUCCUCUACAAUAUAAGAGAAUUUAUUCAAGACUAUAUUGUACUGUCUGUAGAUAGAAUGUAUAUUAGAUAUAAAAAACAAAAAUAUCCAUUUGGACAAAACUAAAAUUUUCAAGGGUUGGAGAGAAGAUAUACUGUACAGUGGCCACAGAUACUGAACUAACAUGAAUGCUUCUAUGGUUCUUCAUCCCAAAUUAACCAGAGACAACACUGUUUAUUGAUGGACAGGUAUAGAUGGCAUUCAUCAAGGAGGAGGACAAAUUUAUGAUAAGCUCUACCUUCGGCAACAAAACAAUUUUUUAAUUGCAACACAAACUUUUCUUUGUAAAACCAAAAAAUGCCCGGGAGUACAAAUUUAAUGAGGAUGACAGACCAGAAUUUAUCCAGGAUGAGAUGGAAUUAUCUGCUGGGAAGAAUAUUUAUCAAGAGAGAAUUUAUAUAUAGUAUACUUGUAGGUGGAUUUUCAUGAUUGGGACGAGAUGGACUACACCAUUGGCCCUUCUGCCUAUAAUAAAAAUCUGUAGGUCUGGAUAAAUGGGGUAAAACAGUUGAAUAGUUAAGACCUGUAGCAACAAUCUCAGUUGUGACAAUUUUUAACCAGAAUACCCUGUACUUUAUAAUAAAUGUAUUUGCUAUAAUGAGAUGUUUGGUAACAAUAUUUUGUCAUGAUGUUGCUUUUAGCCAUUGACAAAACACUUGUCAAAAUUUUAUUUACAGUACAUUAGAAUUUAAUUCAUAAUUGCUUUCAUGAGAAAUUAGUUUUGUCUAUUUUUGGCUCUUGUGUUGCAUAAUGUAGCAGUUUGUAGUGACAAGCUGUGCCUAUAUGGUGAUGCUGUGUUCAGUGACGAAGAUGAGCACAAUGGCCAACUUAUAUACCUGUACUGUUCUGUACUCUACUCUAUCUUUCAGCGUAAGUUACACUUGAACUUUGUUUUCUAACAACCUUUCUGGCCACAGUUCUGUUGUACUUUGCUUUGGAAGACAACUUUGUUCAAUGGUUGAAGUGCUAAGAGAUUAAUUGCAAAAGCUUUGCUGUAAUUCUGUAAUAAUGCAAAUUUUUAUUAUGAAAAUGAUUACAAAUUCAUAUUAGUGUGUUCAUAUAGUUAAAGUGUGUAGAUAUAAUUCUUAAAGGAGUUUGAAAGCGUAUUUUAAGUACAUAGGUUGAUACUCACAUGGACAAACAUACAGCAAAGUUAUGGUUACAUAACUAAACUGUCUCUUCUUAAAUUAACGUAAUUUUAUGAAAAAUCUUGUCAAUGUUAUUGACACUUUUACACAGAAAUUGCAUUUGAAUUUCACCAGCUUGCUUUGCAGUCAUGAAGCAGAAUGUCUGUUGUCAUUAGUAACUAUGAAUAUAAAUAAUAAGAUGCCGGUGUGACCCCUCUUGGAGAACUUUAUCUAAUUUAUCUCAUCUGUGAAGAUUUUGCUGCCUCUUUGACUUUGAUUUUUCUUGUUACUUUUGGUAUGUAUCGCUCUCUGAUGAUUAGGGUCUCGAGUUAGUCACUGACUGUUCACUAGAUGUUCACAAGGAAAAUAACACAGUAUGAGAAGAAUCUUGUUGCAUCUUACUGUUCUAAUGUUACUGAUGCUGGAAGUAUCAUUUGUCUUGGGAAAACAUAUAAAGGAAUACUAUGGAUAACAAAGAUAUUUAAUAAUUCACAUUUACAACCACUAGGAGCAAUGUGGAUGUUAGGCUUUGAUUUUACAUUACAGUACAUUCCCAUUUGGACCAAUUUUCUGCAUCAUUAUUAUGUGUGUUCUAUAUUUAGGGGGAUAAUUAUUCCUCGUAUAAUUAUACAUUGUUUAAUUAUGGUCUACCUUUUGACUGAUGAUUUUAAAUGAACACACUACAGUAGAUUAAAGCUGUGUUUUCUGUAGUGCCUCUUUGGGAAAUUAUUGAUCAGUGUAAGUUGUACAGGGAUGAUCAGUGUUGUUGAUGUAAAUUUUUUGGUUAAGAUCUGAAUUUAGACAUUGCAGGUACAUUGUGAAAGUGAUGGAUAGAGGAAGUACAGAUAUAGUGGAAAAGAUGAUUAUUGUGGGUGAUAGAGUUGAAGUGGUGUGUGUGUGUGUGGGUGUGUGUGUGUGUGUGGGGUUGGUUGGUUGGUUUUGGUGAGUAUUGCUAUUGUGCAGAUGGUGGUCAAUGUAUAUGGUGUCAGUACAGUGGUGAAUAUGAUCAGUGCACAUUAUACAGUAUAGUAGUUAAUGUGAUCAGUGUAAAUGGUGCAAGUACAAUGGUGAAUAUAAUAAGUGUACUUUAUACAGGUAUGAUAUUGAAAGUGUUUUUUGUUUUGUUGCCAUUAAUACUUUUUGACUGUAAUGCUCAAGAAAUUGUAAGGUGUGGCCUCCCUAUGUAAUGUUAGAGAGGCGUUUUAGACAGUAUAGAAUAUUUUGACGGCUGAGAAUCAGUGUUUUUGUUCACAGACCAAAGCUCGGAUAAAGUUUUAGUUACGUACAGUAUUUUUAUUACAUAAAUGCUCUCUAGUUUGUUGUGUAAAGUCUCAAAAUAUGUUUAUUAACUAGGAAAUGUGUUUGAUUAUAGAUGAUCUUCAGAAUAUGGAAGUACUAUACAAUAAUGAGCAUCAGCCAAGUGAACCAUUAAACAGAGAUCAUCAUCAAAAUAGGAUGAGUUUCUGACCAAUUUAUCUUGUAUUUUAACACUUGCUCGUUUGUAAUUUUUUAUUCAUUUUUAUGCAUAGCAAAUUUUGUUGGUGACAUCUUGCUAGGAUGUGAUAGUGAAUGAAAAUAAACCAUUGGCACAAUGUGUGCUUAAUACACAUCAAAUUCCUUUCACCAGUGUUGGAGUCCACACAUUUGAGUGAAAUGUGUGCUUGGGAUGACACAGAACCCACUAAACUAGUGCAUGGCAAGAUUUUGAUUUGCUCAUCUUUGUGGCAUAAGCCAUCAUUACAACAGUCUUUGGUAAGACAAGUUUAGUACUGUACUGUGGAAGGGAGGAGUGCAAGAUGCUAAUCACUUUCACUCAAAAGCUUUAGCCCACACCAUGGCACAUGUUUCCAUAUUUAGUUAUGCAAUUGAAUCCCCACAGAAAACUUUCUGACCCUUGGUCAGGUUUUGUAGGUCAUUCAUGUAAUAAUUGUGAAUAACUGAUCAUUUUGUUCACCCACUUGCUGUAUAGUACAGGUAUUUGCAUUUUAUUGCCAUUAAUUUAAUGAGUGUUCCAUCAAUAUUGUACCAUCUGUUUGGUCAUUAGCUAGAGAUAACUGACUAUUGUUGUAAUUGAUUCAGACAUAAUUUCUAGAUGUGCUAGAGUUUAAGUGGGUCAAUUCUAAAUGUAUCAAGGCAUUAAUGUAGAGAAGCUUCGUGACAUACGGAGUCGUCGUCUGAGACGAACAUCUUGUGUGUCUCUUUAGUGUAUAUUGUGCAACUGUUACAUUUUAUGUGAUAACUCUCAAUGUUGGUCCAUCAUCAUCACCUUUUCUAGCACUCAUAUUUCUCUGCUCAUCUAGGAAGUCCCCUUUAGCACUUGACUUAACAGUAAGGUAUGAACACCCGGGCUGCCCUUUUGAUUAUUGCUUUAACCUCUACUUAUCCUGUUAAUUGCAACACUCACAGGAUGUUUAGUUGAUCAUAGCAUUAAUAUCCAGUCACUUUUGUUUGUAUCUUAACAAUGGGUCAUACCAUUAAUUAUGGCAUUACUACUGGAUCAUUGUUUAUUAUGGCAUUCACAAUUAGAGGUCAAAUUAACACAACCUGGUGGUAGAGAUAUCAUCACCAGGUUGUUCUGGUGGUGACUAUCCCCAGGUAUUACCAGUGUUGUUGUGCUGCUUGUGGCAUUAGCAAUGAAUUACCUCAUUACUAGUUUGUCAAUUGGCUAGUAACAUUCACAUUACUGAAGAAUUCAAAGGUACAGUUUAGGAAUUUGAGUUAUAAGCAAUAGGGUCAAAUGAGGCAACAAUUGGAGCACAUUAAUACAAAUGAACUCAUGGUGUCUACUCUCAAGAUCCCAAAUUUUAUUUAGCAAUGAACCCCGUCAUUUCUAUAAACUAUAAAUGUGGUACAUUCCUACCACAUGUUAAUACCUGUUUCAAUUGGCAGAAAAGAAGGGGUUAAUAAAGAGCUCAGUUUGGCUAUUCAACUGGUAGUAAAAGACAUGUCAAUAAUAUAUCGGUAUUUGUCUUGCAUUGCCCCCCCGGGAGAGCGAGGUAUAUCACACACACACAGUUCAUGUUAAUGAAAAGUUCAACUGUGAAUGAUGGCCGAAAGUACUUUAAACUAGUACAGGGCUGUACUUUUUUUUUUUCAAAUACCUUUUAGGAGUCUAUAGAAAUUAAAGAGUGCUUGCUAAGAAAGCCUGUUAGGUUGCACUUGUAAUAGCAAGCUGUUGUAGUGCCAUAUGGAAUGAAAAGACAAAUUAGCAUAAUUAAGAGGCUUUGUGAUAAGGAUAAUGCUCCUCCUUCACCACUCAUGAGACACAGGUUUAAACUCUGCCUGGUAGUGCUGGCAAGGCAUUAUUAACUGUGUUGUAUGCAGAAUCACUCGCAAAGUUUUCCUUCUUUUUCUUCUUUUCUUACAUUGCCAACUUUCAAAAGUGGGGGUUUAUUAAAAAUACCAGUUUUUGUUUUAGAUGUAGCUCAGUAGAGAAGGUGCAACAGUGGAUCUCAUAUGGUUGGUUAGCCAGCAGCAGCAGUGGUGGGUCUUAUAUAGUUCACCCAGGUGCCAGGCUGAUCAACUUACUACAUACAUUCCACAACAGUACGUCUUGUAUGUUGUUGGCGUGUUUCACACUUUCCUCAUAGUGGUUGGUGUAAAUCUUCACUCUUUAAUGGGUUAAUGUGAAGAUUGGGUUGCAUAAUUUUACCCAAUUCUACUGUGUCAUCAUGUCCUGUUAUUAAACUAGGGUGGAAUGUGUUACAAGGGUUGGCUUACUAUGUCCUGCCAUUGCUGGGGGCCCUGGGAUGGGGUAGGGCCCUUUAUUUUGUAGAAAUGUAUUAACCUAUUGGGCAUUCCACUUCCAAAGUGAAAUGUAAAUGAAGUCUUACAGUUUAGAUGAAUAAAUAUAUCAUGGUAGUUUAUUUGGCCUUGAUUUAUAUUAGCUGGAAGGGAGGGUGUUGCCUUGUUAGGGGCUCUGGCUCACCUAAGGAACACCAUGGCUGACCUAAGGCUAUCCCUACCUGACCUAAGGCUCACCUUGGCUGACCUAAAACUAUCCCUACCUGAAGUAAGGCUCACCCUGGCUGACCUAAGAUCUUCCUAGCUGACCUUAGGCUAGCUUUGUUUGGCCUAAGAUUAUCCUUAGCUGACCCAAGGCCAUCCUAGUUGACCUAAGAUUAUCCUUGGCUGACCUGAGGCUAUCCCUAACUGACCUAAGGCCAUCCUGGUUGACCUGAGGCUAAUUCUGGUUGACCUAAGGCUGGCACUGUGUCUUGUUAACCCUUGAUUGGGAUUUUAAUAGAAACCAAUUUAAGCAUCUUAGUUUUGAACAACUAGUGUUCAUAUUAAGACUUGGCUUAAGUGCCCCUCACACACAAGCAUUUGCUUAUGCUGUUAAUUGGAAAUUGUUUGGGUUAUAUAGGACCCAAGAUUUGUUGACAAGAAGAUAGAUAUUGUAGCUCCCACUUAGAGCCAAAAUCAAGUGGAACUCAGACCAGAGUGUAACCAUUAGGAAUGUAGAUACUGUAGUUCAUCACCGUGACUUCAUUUGGCUUCCAUUGGAGUCUACGAACACUGUGAUGUAGCUGUGGUCCAGCAAUCUGCCUCAUCUGGGAUGUAUGACUCUUGGUCAUAGUUUCUCACAGUAUAUGUAUAGUAAGUGGAAUAAUUUGCAUUUGAGGAACAAAUUCCCUUUCAAAUUAAUUUCAUAGUUACAGUAUUUAUCGUUUCAUCAAAAGUAUCUUUUUCUCUUCCUUUUUUUUGUGGUUUUAAUCUGUGGGCAAUACUUGGCAUGAGCCAUGGAUGACAUGUCAACCUUUGCAGCAAGAAUGACAACUCCUUUCACAGGUCACACUUAAUACAUGAUGGACCUUCUCUCAAUAAUGUGCAAGAUUCACCUGUGAACAACACUAUCUUCCACUCCUGGUUCAUGUACAGAGUAACACUAUUGAUCUAUGAAUAAAAAUGAAAAAUCUGUCCUGUAGUACUAUAUUCUCAAAAGCUGUCCGUUAAAAGUCUUUUGGAUUUUUUUGUAUGCACAAGCUGUAUUACAUCAGAUUAUUCUUUAAAUACAUAUUGCACAAAGAAAA
Molecule: messenger RNA, 10651 nt
Organism: Homarus americanus (American lobster)
Lineage: Eukaryota; Metazoa; Arthropoda; Malacostraca; Decapoda; Nephropidae
Product: constitutive coactivator of peroxisome proliferator-activated receptor gamma-like
Exons: 14
Coding region: 343-2505 (720 amino acids)
Cellular component (GO): nucleus
Source: RefSeq, a predicted model, not a curated record